GUCAUCGCCGAUCAUGGCCACUAACACUAAGCCCAGUCAAAGACCCCCCAACGGCACGGAGAUGCCCGAGCCCACUGCAGAUGGAGAGCCAUCGCCUGCCGCGGUCAUUGAGCCAUCGCCAUCAGGAGCGUCAGGGCUGAAGAUCGCCCCGGAGCCUGAGCCCCAAGAGUCUGACCAGGUGCAAGAGCCGACAGCACAAGCGACGGUGGAUACAGCUGUGGAGAUCGUGGAGGCAAUGGAAAGCCCUGCCCGUGCCACCACCGCUGGGGGUGAGCGCAAACUGGACCUGGGAGAUUUAACAGACUUGCACUCAGAGAUACCCGUCCUUCAGUCUUCACUUGAACUUUUAACCUGGGAAAAUAUACCACCCAACCUCCCUCUCCCGCCUCCUCUCAUUGGCCUGUUCCCUUCCUCAACGCCCUCUUCGCUGGAUCCCGUCAGACCCUCUGCUCACCCUCAGCUCACCAUCUGUGGCGUGGGCUCGCCGCUGGUCUGCCCAUCUCCAGCUCCAUUGGCGUCGAGUCUGGAGGAUCCGUCGACUCCGCCUUCAGCCUCCGAGGCCCACACCUGCAACCCAGCGGCUCCACCAUGGCUUCCAGCUCCCUCGUCUCCACUGGAGCCCGUCAGUCCACCAACUCCACCAGGCUCCCUCGUCCCUCCGGCUCCGCCUUGGUCAGUUGUCCCCCUACCUCCACCUCUGGACUGCACUCCUCCGGCUUUGCCUCGUCCCUCCGGCUCCAUUGGGCUCCUCCCUCCCUCCAGCUCCACCUCAGUCCUCUGUCUCCGCCUACACCUCGGUCACCGAAGCCUCCGGCUCUGCCUUGGCCCUCCGAAUCCUCGGCUUCACCCUGGCUCUUCGGCUCUCUGUCGCUGCCUCGGGCUCCGCCGCCGUCGAUCGGUCCCCUGGAGCCGUCAGCCCUUCCUCUCCUGCUCCAGGUCCCGCCUGUCUCCUCCCUCCGUCUGAUCCUCCCUGGCAUCUCCCUCCAUCUGAUCCUCCCUGGCUCUUUUCUCCAUCUCCACCUUGGACUCUGGCGAAAUGUCACAGUUAUGGACUGUUUGUUGUGUU
Sinocyclocheilus anshuiensis is the source of this 1066-nucleotide messenger RNA. Its product is annotated as vegetative cell wall protein gp1-like. NCBI's taxonomy places the organism in Eukaryota, Metazoa, Chordata, Actinopteri, Cypriniformes, Cyprinidae. The transcript is spliced from 2 exons. Bases 14 to 964 code for a protein of 316 amino acids. The record is from RefSeq and is a predicted model, not a curated record.